CAAUUUUUUCAGUGUUCAUCAUUUUCAAUCAUUCAAUGUACUUUCAUUUACCAUUCUGAAUUCCAUGAUAAUUUAUAAAUUAGAACGAAGAAAGAGUGAUCACACACACACACAAAAAAAAAAAAAAAGAAGAGUCAGCCUAUGAUCCGAUCGGACAUCAUUUGAAAAAUGUGGGACAACCAAUUUACAAUUUUCAAAAAAGAGAAAGCGUGAAAUUUGAUUUCAUAUCAUCGUCCGAAAAUAGUUCAAUUUAGAUAUCCGUCUGAUGAUCAUCAUUAGAAAUUACCUGUCAUCAUUAUCGAAAUUAUAUCACAUGCUUUGUAGGGCUUUCGUUUGUUGGUGUUCGUGUUUUUUUCCGACGAAAAUUUUCCCUUGGUCAUGACAUCGUAGUUGGCCUAAAAUAAUAUAUGUCAAAAGUUGUGUGAAUAUAAUUCCAGGAAUGAAUUGAUCAUCAUCAGAAAACGAUGACUGAUCAUCCAUGUCAUAGCAACAAUUUGACAUCAUCUUCAACAACAUCUUUGACAACAACAAAUCAAUGUGAAAAUAAUGAAACGAAUGGCCAACAACGUUGUUGCCAAUCAAAAAAUAAUAAUUGUAACGAUAAUGAAUUGACCAUUAUUGAAAUCAAUUCAAAACAGCAAACUACAAAAAUGUCUUGCUCACAGAAAAAUAGUGAAAAUAGUGAUGAUCAAAGUGAUCAUUCGGUUACGACGACGACAUCAUCAUCAACGAGCUCAUCUACCAAAAAUACAACAUUAUCAACUUCGGGUAUCGAUGUCAAAAGUGAUUUAAGUGAUGGUAAAAGAUCACUCAAAUCACUUCUAAAAAAGAAAAUUGAUCCAACACAAGAUUUUAUCAAAUCACAUAAUAAACGAGUGAAAUUUAGCGAAACGAUGCAGGUGUUUUGCUAUGAAAUGCCAGAUAAUCAAAUGCCACAGAUUAUAGCACUAAAACCAGAUGUGAAUUUAAUGGAAUUUCAAUCGUUUAUGUAUGAUCCUCCAGCUGAAUAUCAAGAUUUGCUAACAUUCGAACCACCGCCCGAUUAUAGGGAUUUCAUUGCCAAUUCAUUAAACGUAUUUCGUAAUGAAGUCACUUUUGAUUUUAUUGACGACGAUGAUGAUAGUGAAAAUGAUUCCAAAGACAGCAUUAGAAAUUCGGAAAUUUAUUCUGGGAAUAAAUUGAAUAAUCAUGCAUUUGAUCAGAAUCAAAAUUCUAAAUGGCAAUCGAUGAUAUUGAAUAAUAAUCUUGAUAGUUUAGAAGAAGAACAAAUUAUUGGUGUACUAAAAGAGGAUGAUAUUCUUCAAGCUAUCGGCAGUCAAGUAACAUUACCCGAAUCUCAAUCUAAUAAUGGUUCGCGGCCAACAAAUGGCAAUGAUGAAGAAAAUGAAUUCGAUACAGUCAAUAAUUAUGAAGAAAAUCUCAGUUCGGCAGAUUUUCCUGUUCAUCAUCUCAAUUCAUAUUUUCUUGAUUCAGCAGGCAAUAUUAAUGAAGAUGAUGAUGAAGUUUGUUGCGUUGAUUCUAGUCCCAAUGGAUCUCUACAGGAUCUUGCCAGUGAUUCGAGUAUUACCUCACAAGAUACUAUAAUUUUGAUUAAUCAAAACAAAACUUUUCAUCUUGAAUCAGUCAAACAAACACCACCGAACGAUAACUCCAUUACAAAUAAUGAAAACAUUUAUGAAAAUUUACAGCCUUGUCACAGAGAGAUCAGCGUAAUCACCCAGAUGGUCAACUGUGUUGCCAAUUCUGUUACAGUAAACAUGCAAGUCAAUGCACCACCAAUGACAGCCGGCAACAAAUUUAUUGGUAUUACUAAUGGCGGUGGUCCGAUUCUGCAACAACAGCAUGCCGUUAUAUCAUCAAACAAUUUGAUGCCUCUGCCCUGUUAUGCCAUAUUAGAAACGAAUCGAACAUCAUCAUCAUCAUCGUUGUCGAGCGCAUCAUCAUCAUCGUCAUCAUUGGUGCCACCAACGGUUUCAUGUCCUACAGCUCAACAAAAUUCUCAAACAUUACCAUUGUUGAUAUCCACUUCGGCCAACAUUCAACAGAUCAAAUCACAAACAUCGCCCAACUCAAAUUCUCCAGUUUCUUCGUCAUCAUCAUCAUCCACAACCAAUUUAAUGAAUCACGAACAGUUUGGAACUGUUUCAAAAAAUUCCAAUUCGCCAAAUCCAUCAUCAACAACAGUCCAGCAGAUUCAUAUUUCGAUUCCAGAUAACAAUAAAAGUUCUAAUAGUGUUAAUUUUUCUCCAAACGAAUCUAAUGUAAACAUGAACGCUACUUAUACGAACAUAUCCGGUCACCCUGUUGAUCAUGCCAACAAUGUUUCUCCACGUAUGGCCACCGGCCAGCAGCAUAUUUGCAUCGUCAACAAUCCAGGAACAACAACAUUACGACCGGGUCAAGUCAUCUAUCGUUAUCCAUAUGCAGUGAUCCAACCAGGAAUGAACGGAGUGAGCACUAUUCGCCCUGUUCAAUAUAUUGUUCAAGCUGCUCCAACAUCUGCAAAUACUGCGAAUGGAGGAACCAAUAACACAGCAUCGAUCAUUUAUAAUCCAAAGUUGUUAGUCAGUAAUCAAUUAGGCAGUUAUACGAUCUCAUCGGUACAGCCACCACCGCCGUCAUCAUCGAAUGUUUCUGGUUCCUCACCAUCCGGUUCAUCCACAACAUCAUCAUCAUCAUCCGCAUCAUCAAUGGUAACAAAUUCAUCAUCUCUAUCUAACAACAAUACCAACCAAACAAUCAACGUCAUACCAAAACCAACAACAGCAACUAUCAUACAGCAAGCUCAAAUAGUCGUACCGAAUUCAUCUAUAGAUGCUACACAACCCAAUACCGUACCUGUUCGUCGUAUAAUUGUACCACAAGGUGCCACUUUAUUGGCACCACGAAUCAUGCAAUUACAUCAUCCUCAACAUAAACAACCUCCAGUUCCACCAUACCAUUGUUAUGUACAACAAAAGCAUCCAACAGUGAUGGCCUACGCGGCACCACCAAACGUACAAAUUCGUCAAACGAUACGUGCACAUCAUUUGGCUAGUGGCGAUAAUAUUCAGCAAAAUCAUCAUACUCAAUUCCCUGAUCCAAGUGAGAUUCGUCGUCGUGAUGGCCUUUAUGCUUAUCCACAAGUAUUGAUCAGAAAAGAUGAUACACGUUCAAAUCAAAACAAAAUAAAUGAAAAUUGUGAUCAAUCAGCCGAAGAAAAAGAUGAAUUAGAGGCGUUUGUUCAGCAAGAACAUCAACGCACUGAAAGGAUAAAGAAACGAUAUUCGUUCACUGAAGAUGAUGAUCCAACAUUUGGAUUUGCUCGACGUCCAUCAGUUAGAGGAAUACGGCCAAAAUUUGGCCAAUCUAAUGAAAUCAUUAAACAACUUAAUGUAAAAACACAAUCCGGAUUGAAUACGACGUCAAACAAUCCAACCAUUCGUCAAAUGACUAAUCAUCCGAUCUAUGUAGAGAAACCAGCAACGAUAGCAUCUUGCUCUACACUACCAAAAAAUCUACAACAACAUCCUCAAUUCAUGCAAAUCAAUCAUGCAAAUAAUCCAUCACAGCAUCCGCAUAUGAUUUCUAUUGUAAAGAAAAUAGACGAUAUGCAUGUCACACCAAACAAUAACAAGAAUAUUCUAAAUGCGCAACAAGCAAACAUUGCACAAAUACAAGUUAAAUCACAGACACUUCCUCGACAACUGUCUCAAGCACAAAAGAUUGCCAUACACACUGGUGGUGCACCGGAAAUUGGUGGCCCAACAGCCACACAGCAUGAAAUUGUACGAAUAAUUGAUGCAAGCAUGUUAAAUGGUCCUGCUGUAGCAUUUUCUCGUGAUCAAUUAAAACUUCAUCUGCAAAAAACGAUGGAAAAACAGCAGCAGCAACAACAACAACAACAACAACAACAACAUCAACAACAAACAAAUUCUUUGCAUCAGCCUAAAUUGAUCGCUCAACAUGUUCAGAUUGCUUCGCGUGCUCAAUCGACACAACAGAAUCAUGAUGAAUCAAAACGUGUGCCUCAACAACAACAACAACAUCAGCAAGCAGCAUUUUCACCAAAUCAUCCUAUUACUAACAAUCAUAACAACCAGAGUACAAUAAAUGCUAAUGAAUCGAUGUUGUCCACUAAAAAACAACAUCUCGAUUCUAGCAAAACAAACCUAGUCAAUUCAUCGGAGAAUAAAUCCAAUACUGAUGUAGUUUAUUAUUCUUUGAAUGUUUAAACAAAUUUUUUGCCAUAAAUAAAUAUAAAUAUAAUGAGUAUAA
Messenger RNA from Dermatophagoides farinae (American house dust mite), 4257 nucleotides. NCBI's taxonomy places the organism in Eukaryota, Metazoa, Arthropoda, Arachnida, Sarcoptiformes, Pyroglyphidae. The record is from RefSeq and is a predicted model, not a curated record.